AUGCACAGUUUGCACUUAAUCGGACUUUGUGUGUCAUAUGAGAUUAAGUUGGUGCUCGCCCAAUUACGUCGGGUAGGGAAACCUCGAGAUCCAGACGGUGUAAAGUUGGUUGAAGGCCUAGCGUUCCUGAUGCUUUACCUCACCAGUUGCCCGAAUCGACUAUUUGCUAUGCGAGAUUGGCAACCUAUGGAUUGUGCGAGUUCGUCAAAUGUCGCCUCUGUGUUCUUUUUCUCGAUUCGAUCGGCUUCGGUCGCCCAAGCUGUCUGCAUUUUGGCCGGCAAACAUCUGACAAUCGAUUCCAGCGUAUGA
Echinostoma caproni is the source of this 309-nucleotide messenger RNA. The record is from the annotation of a GenBank genome assembly. Lineage: Eukaryota; Metazoa; Platyhelminthes; Trematoda; Plagiorchiida; Echinostomatidae.